Talaromyces marneffei is the source of this 1872-nucleotide messenger RNA. RefSeq lists its product as uncharacterized. The record is from RefSeq and is a predicted model, not a curated record. The transcript has 5 exons. Gene Ontology annotation, biological process: DNA-templated transcription. Gene Ontology annotation, molecular function: DNA binding; zinc ion binding. The coding region runs from base 1 to 1872 and encodes 623 amino acids. NCBI's taxonomy places the organism in Eukaryota, Fungi, Ascomycota, Eurotiomycetes, Eurotiales, Trichocomaceae. Gene Ontology annotation, cellular component: nucleus.
AUGAUCAGUGAGCUGAACAACCGGCUGUCGAAUGCGGAAGAACGUCUUGCGGCCACAACAACCUCCUGUAAUUCCCAAACGUGGCCCCAUGCUGCGCGUGCAGACAACAUGACAGGAAUUGCUUCUCCACCGCUAAUGGGUCUUUCAGCCAGUGUAGACAGCGGGUCCAUCGACGACAAUGCUAUGACUUUGUUUCCAGAUUCUUAUGGAUUAUGGAAUUUAUCUGAAAUAGAGUCUAAUGCAUCGUUUGUUCUUUCACCUCAAAACUCCUCAACCAACUGGCCCAAUUUAGACCUAAAUACUGAGGGGAGAGAUAUAUCAGAUACAUGUGACAUGGAGCUCGAAUUGUCUCCUCGCGAAUUACACGAUCUCUAUGAAAGUUAUUUUGAUCAAGCCGAUCAUAACUGUUACAUGCUAGAAAAAGAUACCUUCCUCACAAAAAUGGAUCAUCAGCCUCUAGGACAUGAACUGCUGGGUCUUAAGUACAUAGUACUUGCAUAUGGAGCAUCAGCCUCCUCUACCUACAAUCACUUGCAGAAUAAGCUCUACGAAGUCUCGCGAGCUUACUUCGAGAAGGUCGAAACUUGGAAUCCUUUAUUCGCUAUUAUUUCUCUGCAAUGUUGUACUCUUCUCGCAACAUUUGAAUUACAACAACUCCUGUUUAUCAGAGCCUGGGAUCGAAUUAACCGUGCAAUGUGGAUGGCAGAAUUAUUUGAAUUACAUCAGAUGGAUGGAGAAAAUGAGCCGCUGCGACAGCGGACGUCCGGACUGUUCAUGGCGCAAACAACAAACCCUGAAGAAUUGGAAGAGCGUCGGAGAACCUUCUGGUCAGUUUUUAUCUUAUGCUGCUUUAAAAGCAUAUGUUUUGGGUCAAACACAAAUGCACAAAUCAACCAUAUGGAAAAGAUUACCACCCUACUGCCAAAUGAACAUAACAUCAACGACCCAAAAGCAUUACAUCGACGAACACUUUAUGAAGCAUUAAAUCAACCUAUGGCGCGAAAGCUAUCCAGAUUCGAAGGGUUUAUCAUCACGACUGCACUACAUGUUCGUAGCUUGCGACAUGCUAACAUAGCUUGCGUUGGUAUAAAAGAUGAGCAUCUGGAGUACGAUUUUUGGAUGCACCAUUUUUAUAUCACCGAAAGCCUCAGUCAGCUUUAUUGCGCUCAAUAUCUGGAACCUACACUGCGAAACUCCAUCGUUCUAUCUGGAACACUUUGUAUGGCCGUUAGAAUACAGGCAACGCUUCUCUGUCUCCAGCAUGCAGCUGUAGUGCGUGGCUCUGAGAUUAAACCAGCGCAAUCUUUUGCUUCAUUUGGGAAGUCCAAAUGUUUCAUGACGGCCAUGAAACUCAUGAAUACGAUAAAGCAGAUGCAUAUUCAAGGGACUUUAAUCAAUCCAAAUCCUUUUGUCAUCUGGUCAAUAUAUGUUACCGCACAAUUUUACGUUCGUGAAUUGCAUGGGACGAGAUGCAAAGACACUCAGACUUUGACACCUACGCCCCCCUCAUCAAGUGGUCUGUUAUCAGGUGGGAUCUCUCAAAGUGGUGAUCUGGUAACUAAUAAGAAAAUGAAAACAAACCAUUUCGACGACACAAUUCCUGUAAUGAUCGGUGAUCAUGCUUUAGAGCUAAUCCCAACUCGCUUCGAGCUUCUACACAACAUCGAGUUGAUCGUCAGCAUACUUUCGACGCUCUCAAAGUCUAGACCUCUAGCUGCAGCUUUUGCAGUCCAAAUCUAUGACGAGCUAAAAGGGGGGAAAGUAACGACUAACGUACGUCCAAUUGGCCACGUCGAGUUUUUGCUAGAUGGAAAAUACAUGAUGAAAGAUUUUGUUCUAAAUGGAGUUCAUGUGAUUUGGUCACUGUUAUGA